UGAUUAGGACUGCAAUUCGCGUUUGCAGUAAUGAUAUAAAGUUUCCGGCUGCGCGAGCGUCGUGUCUAGUAAAAAAUUAUAUUUUUCAAACUCCUUUUCGACCCUAUUCUUUGACGCCGAAGCAUAAUCCUGUAAAUAUGGCAGAGAAGACAUUACCUCAAAUAUUUAAGUAUGUAGACCAAAACGUAGAUUCUUAUAAGAAAUUAUUGAAAGAAGCUGUAGCUAUCCCUUCGGUAUCCUGCGAUGCUAAAUACCGCGAUGACUGCGUGCGAAUGGUGGAGUGGACGCAGGAAAAAUUGAAAGAGGUUGGCGCUCGUACUGAACUGAGGGAUGUCGGCUAUCAGACCAUCGAAGGCAAAGAAAUUAAACUACCCCCUGUUUUGGUGGGAGUUCUGGGAAAUGACCCCAAAAAGAAUACUAUUUGCCUUUACGGGCACUUGGAUGUCCAGCCAGCUUUGAAAUCUGAUGGGUGGGAGACAGAGCCAUUUGAGCUUGUGGAACGUGAUGGCAAGCUAUAUGGUCGCGGUUCCACUGACGAUAAGGGCCCAGUACUUGGAUGGCUGCAUGCCAUCAAUGCCUACAAGGGCAUUGGAGAAGAGCUUCCUGUUAAUCUGAAGUUCGUCUUUGAAUGCAUGGAAGAAUCUGGCUCAGAGGGCCUUGAUGCUCUUCUCAUAGAGAAGUUGAAACCAGAAGGAUUUUUCAAUGAUGUCGACUAUGUGUGUAUAUCGGACAACUACUGGCUUGGCACUACCAAACCUUGCAUUACGUACGGCCUGCGUGGUAUCAGUUAUUACUUCUUAGAAAUUGAAUGCGCAAAAAUGGAUUUGCAUAGUGGUGUAUAUGGAGGAACUGUUCACGAAGCUAUGACGGAUCUCAUCUAUCUAAUGAACGAGCUUGUGGACAAAAACGGCAAGAUCUUAGUCACUGGUAUGUACGACUCCGUCGCGCCCUUGACUGAAGCCGAGAAGAGGUUGUAUACCAACAUCGAUUUUGAUACCGAAGCUUACAGGAAGUCAAUAGCUGCUACUAGAUUGGCUCACAAUGGCGACAAGGAACAAAUUCUGAUGCACCGUUGGAGAUACCCAAGUCUUUCUCUCCACGGUAUCGAAGGUGCUGCUUUCCAACCCGGAGCGAAGACCGUUAUUCCUGGGAAGGUUAUCGGAAAGUUCUCAGUGAGGAUUGUUCCGAACCAGGAGCCUGAAGAAGUUGAGAAGCUCGUGUUUGACUUCAUCAACAAGAAGUGGGCAGCAAGAGGUUCGCCGAACAAAAUGCGCAUUACUGCUCAAAGCGGACGCGCAUGGACUGAAAACCCUGACCACCCUCACUACCAGGCUGCUGCGCGUGCCACCAGACUCAUCUAUCACACGGAGCCAGACAUGUCCCGCGAGGGCGGCUCGAUCCCCGUGACCAUCACGCUGCAGGAGGCGAGCGGCCGCAACGUGCUGCUGCUGCCAAUGGGCGCCGGUGACGACAUGGCGCACUCGCAGAACGAGAAGAUCAACGUCCGCAAUUAUAUUGAGGGUAUAAAGUUGUUUGCUGCCUACUUUUACGAGGUUUCUAAGCUCGCUAAGUAAACGUUCGGCGUCGGUUCCUCAACCAAACAAUGCCAACUGUGGCCUGUCUCAAGGGACUCAUUAUAUACAUUCUUAUAUACAUAGCAUAAAGUACACAGAAUGCAUAAUUUAAGUUUUAUUUUUUGCAUAAUAUAUAUAUGAUACAUGGUAAAGGAGAAGAUUACGGAACUGAAGUAAACAUUUAAUAUUUUACAUAUCAGAUGUUAUCUUAAGCA
Trichoplusia ni (cabbage looper) is the source of this 1789-nucleotide messenger RNA. RefSeq names its product cytosolic non-specific dipeptidase (gene Cndp2). Gene Ontology annotation, biological process: proteolysis. NCBI's taxonomy places the organism in Eukaryota, Metazoa, Arthropoda, Insecta, Lepidoptera, Noctuidae. The transcript has 9 exons. Bases 138 to 1574 code for a protein of 478 amino acids. Gene Ontology annotation, molecular function: metallodipeptidase activity. The record is from RefSeq and is a predicted model, not a curated record.